AUGCCUGUAUCCGAACCAGAACUCCCUGCUGUGCUUGAAAGUGCGCCUGCCGAGGUACGGAAGUACGAGCACCUCAAAUCACAGCCUGAGAAUCCAUUCUCAAAGCUGAUUUCCGGACAGAAGAUCGCUCUGAUCCCAAGCUUCACCCUAGAGUCUGGCGUGACUCUUACAAAUGUUCCCGUAGCCUACAAGACGUCCGGUUGUCUGAACGAGGCCCGCAAUAAUGUCAUGGUGAUUUGCCAUGCACUAACAGGCAGCGCCGAUGUCUGGGAUUGGUGGGGUCCUCUAAUUGGACCUGGGAGGGCAUUCGAUACGGGGAGGUUCUUCGUCGUAUGCUGUAACAGUCUUGGAAGUCCGUACGGUAGCGCUUCACCAUGUACAACGGAUCCAGAGACUGGGAGGAUUUAUGGCCCCGAGUUCCCACUGACGACGGUGCGGGAUGAUGUCAACAUUCAUAAGCUCAUAUUGGAUUACUUGGGAGUUAAGGAGAUUGCUGUGGUAAUUGGUGGUUCUAUGGGAGGAAUGCUUGUUCUUGAGUGGGCGUACUUUGGAAAAGACUAUGUUAAAUCCAUAGUGCCAAUUGCUACAAGUUCUCGUCACUCGGCUUGGUGUAUCUCAUGGGGAGAAGCACAAAGGCAAAGUAUUUAUUCAGAUCCAAAGUAUGAGGAUGGCUAUUACCCAUUUGAAGAUCCACCUGUUGCGGGAUUGGGAGCUGCAAGAAUGAGUGCGCUGUUGACAUAUCGAACUCGCAACUCAUUCGAAUCCCGUUUCGGCCGCAAUACACCCGAUCCAUCUCGUAACCCGCAACCAAACUCCCCAGGGAACCAAACCCCCAGCACCCCCGGUGAGGGUCACUGGGCAAUCCACAAUGAAGGUUUCAAAAAUGCGAGGCGAUUACCGUCUCGUAGCAGCUCAAUUUCUUCAAUUCCUGCACUGGACAAUCUAGGACACACUGGGGCUGGCACUCAACUAGAUACGAAGGUGGAUGAAGAAGGUGUUUCCUCGGUUCUUCCGCCCGGGUUGCCUCCAGUCUCUACUCCCCGAUCUCCAAUAUCGAACGGGAGGAAAAAAUGCCCAACAUACUUUUCCGCGCAAAGCUACCUGCGAUAUCAAGGAGACAAGUUUGUAAAGCGCUUCGACGCAAACUGUUAUAUUGCCAUCACUCGGAAGCUCGAUACACAUGAUAUUUCUCGUGGCCGUGUUGAUGAUGGUGAUGUCCGGGCUGCAUUGCGUCUCAUUGAGCAACCAGCUCUUGUGAUUGGCAUAGAGAGCGAUGGGCUGUUUACAUACGCCGAACAACAAGAACUAGCAAAGUUCAUACCGAAUGCACGACUGGCAACAAUCGAUAGCCCUGAGGGUCACGAUGCAUUUUUACUACAGUUCGAGGAGGUUAAUAGACAUAUACUGGGUUUCUUAAAAGAGACAUUACCGGAAUUUAUGGAUAGACCGCCGAUAAAUGUAGAAGCUGCCGAGGAGACAGAUGGAAUUGGUGAAGUGAAAGCUGGAACGGUUGGAGAGGUGGAUGAUAUCACUGCUUGGUAG
Molecule: messenger RNA, 1542 nt
Organism: Morchella importuna
Lineage: Eukaryota; Fungi; Ascomycota; Pezizomycetes; Pezizales; Morchellaceae
Exons: 5
Coding region: 1-1542 (513 amino acids)
Biological process (GO): L-homoserine metabolic process
Molecular function (GO): homoserine O-acetyltransferase activity
Source: RefSeq, a predicted model, not a curated record